AUGGCUUUUGAAGAGUUUUGCGGAGGUCCUUUCUGGGACGGACAGCUAGAAUGGCGCGAGAGCGACCCAGACCUGACGUUCUGCUUCCAACGAGUGGCUCUUCAAUGGAUUCCUUGCUUCUUCCUGUACGUGUUUUCUAUCUACGAAGUGUACAAAUAUCGAACGUCUCGGUUUCGAGACAUCCCCUGGAAUUGGUACAAUCUCUCGAAGAUGCUGAUAACCUUUGUGCUGAUGUGCCUCAAUUGGAUCGAUCUGGGAAUGGUGGUGAACUAUAAAGAUCAGCAGGGAUUGUUUGAUGUGCAAAUUGCAACUGCCGUUCUCAAUGCCAUUGCCUAUAUAAACAUUCUAGCACUCUACUUCUACCAGCGAAAAUAUGGAAUACGAAGCUCGGGAACUAUUUUUAUUUUCUGGUUUAUGCGAAUGUUUUUCGGUAUCAUUCAACUGCGCACCGAAGUACUGAACAAGGAAAUACGCGGAGAUAUUUCGGAUGAUGUAGUAAACUUCUGGGAAUAUCAAUACAUCAGCUAUAUUAUUCAGUACACACUGAUAUGCCUUGUUUUGGUGAUGGAACUGUUUCCCGACCGGGAACCGGAGUACAGCGACUACCCAGAGACGAAAAAUCCUAACCCGGAGUUACGGUCAAGCUUUUUCGUACGACUAUUUUUCUUCUACUUUGAUUCGUACACAUGGAAGGGCUACCGGAAUCCACUGGAAAUUGAAGAUAUGCACGACAUCAAUCCGCAGGAUGCAUCCAAAGAGUUGGUACCUCCGUUCGAUAAGUACUGGCACGAAAGUGUCGAGAAGGGAUACCGUAAACAGCAAGCAGCUAAUAAGAAGGCCGGAAAACCGGCGUCAGAGUUCAAGCCAUUCGGACAGACCAACGGGUCAGUGUUGCCAGCGAUUGUCAAAGCUUACGGAGGCCCGUUCUGGUUUGCUGGCAUAUUUCAGCUGGCAAUUUCUGGGCUUCAAUUCGCUUCACCGUAUUUAAUGCAAGAACUAAUGACGUGGAUCGCUCUACAGGGACCAGAAUGGAAAGGUAUCAUUCUAACAUUCGGACUUUUUGCUACGUCCAUGCUUGUUGCACUGCUAAAUGGCCAGUACUUUUACAAUACAUUUUUGACCGGAUUCCGUAUUAGAACGGGUUUGAUUAGCGGCAUCUACCGAAAGGCCUUGCGGAUAUCCAGUUCCGCCAAGAAAGACACGACGGUGGGAGAAAUCGUGAACUUGAUGGCAGUGGACGCGCAACGGUUCUUUGAACUUACGUCCUAUCUGCACAUUUUGUGGUCUGGACCGCUAAUAAUCGCACUCUGUCUGUAUCUGCUGUAUGAAAUUCUGGGCGUAGCCGUCUUUGCCGGGUUGGCCGUGAUGAUACUGAUGACUCCGGUAUCCGGUGUAAUGGCCACUCAGUUGCGUGACCUACAGGUCGAACAAAUGAAGAUCAAAGAUGAUCGAGUGAAACAAAUGAAUGAAAUCCUCGGAGGGAUCAAAGUGUUGAAACUUUACGCUUGGGAGAAGAGUUUCCAGGAUUCGAUUGUGAAGGUUCGCGACAAGGAAAUUGGAAUACUCAAAAAGAUGGCGUACUAUGGAGCCGGAGUUUACUUUACCUUUACGAUGGCUCCAUUCUUGGUCACCCUAAUUUCAUUUGCCGUUUAUGUUUUGAUGGAUGAGAACAACCAUUUGGAUCCACAAACUGCGUUUGUGUCGUUGGCUUUGUUCAAUAUUUUACGGUUCCCUCUAGGAUGGCUACCAAUGAUGGUGACCUUUUCGAUGCAAGCUUGGGUCUCAAUUAAGCGAAUAAAUAAGUUCAUGAACAGUGCUGAGCUGGAUCCAAGCAAUGUUAGCCAUGCUAAAAGUGAGAAUGCGCUGGACAUUAAAGAUGGAACGUUCUCCUGGGGCGACGAAACACCCACAUUAAAAAGUGUCCAUCUUUCUUUGAAGAAAGGUCAGCUAUCGGCAAUUGUUGGAGGAGUUGGAACAGGCAAAAGUUCGAUAAUAUCCGCUUUGCUGGGGGAAAUGGAGAAAAUCAGUGGAUCGGUUAAUACCGACGGAACGAUUGCCUACGUUCCUCAGCAAGCGUGGAUCCAAAACUCAACACUUAGAGAAAAUAUUGUAUUUGGAAAAAAAUUCGAUCAGAAAAAGUACGACAAAGUCAUCGAGGCUUGUGCUCUGAAGCCGGACUUAGAAAUGCUUCCGGGUGGAGACCAAACGGAAAUCGGCGAAAAGGGAAUCAAUCUUUCCGGAGGUCAGAAGCAACGUGUUGCACUGGCCCGGGCGGUCUACGCCGAUGCGGAAAUUUAUCUGUUUGACGAUCCGCUCAGUGCCGUCGACGCUCAUGUCGGUAAGCACAUCUUCGAAAAAGUAAUUGGACCCGAAGGGAUGCUUAUAGGUAAAUCCCGGUUGUUGGUGACACAUGGUAUUUCUUUCCUACCGUUUGUGGAAGAAAUUUUCGUGGUUAAAGAUGGAGAGAUCUCGGAAAGCGGUUCCUACCGAAGAUUGCUGGAUCAGAAGGGAGCAUUUGCCGAGUUCCUCACACAACAUAUACAGGAUUUGGACGAAGAAGAUGAAGAGAUGCAGCUGCUGCAGGAAGUUUUGACAGACGAAUCGGCACGUCAAAUUGUGCAACGAACUAUUUCCGCGCAGUCCAGUCAAUCGGAUGAACGUAAAAAACGAAUCAGUCGACAGGAAUCCAGACGAAGUAUAGAAAAGGACAAACCCACCGUUGUGACUGCUCAAGCAGACAAAUCAACACUGAUUGAAAAAGAAGAAUCUGCUACCGGAGCUGUGACGUUAGCCGUAUACUUAAAAUACAUCAAAGCUAUUGGAUUAUCCCUCGGACUGUGGUCGGUGAUUUUCAGCAUCCUUACCCAGGGAAGUGGUAUCUACGCCAGUCUUUGGCUAACAGAUUGGUCAGAGGAUCCGAAGGCAAUCACUGAUACUUCGGUGCGGGACAUGUAUUUGGGAGUGUACGGUGCUUUGGGAGGUUUCCAGUCAAUCGCGCUCUUCAUCAGCUCAGUGGCUCUCGGGUUGGGUUGCCUCAAGGCAGCCAAAGAACUACAUGAUAAGCUGCUGGAGAGUUCGCUCCGCAUGCCGAUGUCAUUUUUCGAUACUACACCUCUGGGUAGAAUCAUCAAUCGAUUCUCCAAAGACGUGGAUGUCAUGGACAAUGUUCUACCAGCAACGAUCCGAGCUUGGCUGUAUUUCUUCCUAAGCGUGAUUGGCGUCUUUGUUGUAAUCGGAAUUUCCACACCGAUCUUCUUAGCUGUCGUUCCUCCACUGGCCGUAAUCUACUACUUUAUUCAAAACAUUUAUAUCGCAACUUCACGACAACUGAAACGAUUGGAAUCUGUCACUCGAAGUCCCAUCUAUUCACAUUUUGGUGAGAGUAUCAACGGCCAAUCUACCAUCCGGGCGUACAACGAACAGAACCGAUUCACCAAAGAAUCGGAGGAUAAAGUUGAUUACAACCAAAAGGUGUCCUAUCCAACAAUUUUAGCAAACCGAUGGCUCUCGGUUCGUCUGGAGAUCGUGGGAAGUCUGGUAGUGCUAUUCGCUGCAAUGUUUGCCGUACUAGCUCGAGAGAAUAUCGGACCAGCAACGGUUGGUCUUUCGAUCUCGUACGCCCUGCAGAUAUCGGCUACCUUGAGUUUUAUGGUCAGGAUGACGGCUGAAGUGGAAACCAACAUCGUAGCGGUUGAACGGCUGGAAGAAUACACGGUGCUACCUCGGGAGGCUGAAUGGCAGAAAGGUGCAAUGGACAAAAAUUGGCCAUCGGAAGGAGCGGUCGAAUUUAGGGACUUCAAGAUUCGGUACCGUGAAGGUCUGGAUCUGGUCAUAAAGGGUAUUUCCCUGCACGUGAAGGGCGGGGAGAAGGUGGGAAUCGUCGGAAGAACCGGUGCUGGAAAAUCUAGCUUAACGCUUGGGUUGUUUAGAAUUGUGGAAGCUGCUGGAGGACAGAUUAUCAUCGACGGAGUCGAUAUUGCCAAAAUUGGUUUGCACCAGGUGCGGGGUCGCUUGACGAUCAUUCCACAAGAUCCGGUGUUGUUUUCCGGUAGUCUACGAAUGAACAUAGAUCCAUUCGGUGCCUAUACAGAUGAUCAAGUUUGGAAAGCAUUAGAGCUGUCACAUUUGAAGACGUUCGUGAAAGGUCUUCCGGCAGGACUGGAGCAUGAAAUCGCGGAAAACGGCGAAAAUCUUUCAGUAGGUCAACGUCAAUUGGUUUGUUUGGCUCGUGCAGUUUUACGGAAGACGAAGGUACUGAUCCUGGAUGAGGCUACGGCAGCCGUUGAUUUAGAAACAGACGACCUAAUUCAGAAAACAAUUCGCACGGAGUUCGCCGACUGCACAAUACUCACUAUUGCACAUCGUUUGAAUACAAUAAUGGACUCGGAUCGCGUAUUGGUUCUGGACAAAGGUCUAGUAGCGGAGUGCGAUUCGCCCCAGAAUUUGCUAGCCGAUAGACAGUCAGUCUUCUACGGAAUGGCUAAGAAUGCGGGUAUCGUUAGCUAG
This is a messenger RNA of Sabethes cyaneus, 4506 nucleotides long. RefSeq names its product multidrug resistance-associated protein 1-like. Gene Ontology annotation, biological process: transmembrane transport. Gene Ontology annotation, cellular component: membrane. The record is from RefSeq and is a predicted model, not a curated record. Gene Ontology annotation, molecular function: ATP hydrolysis activity; ATP binding; ABC-type transporter activity. Bases 1 to 4506 code for a protein of 1501 amino acids. The transcript has 7 exons. Lineage: Eukaryota; Metazoa; Arthropoda; Insecta; Diptera; Culicidae.